UGGUCUUUCUAAUCCGUUUUGACGGCAGUUUAUAUUCCCCAACCGGACCAAACACACAGUCCAAAUCCUUUGUGCCCUAAUUUCUCAAAUCGGAAUCUUUCACUCCACCGCUCUAACCCCUAAUUCCGAUCAACGCUUUUGCCUUCGUCGCUCGCCAGUUUGUUAGCGGGAGCUCAGUUAUUCUGUUUUAUUGACGAAGUGAUAACAAAUGGAUGAUUGGGAGGAUGAGCAUAUUGCCCCUAUUGAUCUUACAUUGAAAGAUCCAGUUAAAAGUAAUUGGGAUGAUGAAGAUGUGGAUGAAAAUGAUGUGAAGGAAUCAUGGGAGGAUGAAGACGAGCCUGCUCCGGCACCUGCAGCACCUGCUGUAAAAACUACUGAAAAGGCUCCCAAAAAAUCUUCUGAUAAAGCCACUGAAAAGAAGGGUAAGACAGUAGAACCAAUAAAGGAAGAACCAUUAGAUCCUGUGGCUGAAAAACUUCGCCAACAAAGAUUAAUCGAAGAAGCAGAUUAUAAGGCCACUAAAGAAUUGUUCAGUGGGGGAAAAGAAAAAGAUGAAAAGAACCUUGACACUUUCAUACCCAAAUCUGAGAGUGAUUUCUUGGAGUAUGCAGAGCUCAUCUCACACAAGCUCCGAGCUUUUGAGAAAAGUUAUCAUUAUAUUGGCUUGCUGAAGGCAGUAAUGAGACUAUCAACGAUAUCUCUAAAAGGGGCAGAUGCCAAAGAUAUUGCAUCUUCGGUAACUGCCAUUGCAAACGAGAAGAUAAAGGCAGAAAAAGAAGCCAAUGCUGGUAAAAAGAAGAUAGGUGGGAAGAAAAAGCAACUUAAUGUCGAUAAACCUGAUGAGGAUUUUGUUCCUGCUGAUCGAUAUGAUGCUCUGGAUGAUUAUGAUUUCAUGUGAAAUUUUUUGGUUCGGUUCCAUUCAGAUUCAGUUACGGGAUUCAAGUGUUUCAACAUUGAAAGUUGGGACAAGACCCUUCGGCAUACCCUUGUCAAAUGCUAAUGAGUGCUGUCCCGUAUUUUGUCUAAUAAGAGUGUUCGUCAGUGUCUUGUUUUCUCAUUGUCAAUUUUGUCACCACCAAUAUAUGCUCGGAAGUUAGUUUAUAUGAUUUAUAGAACAAUUUGAAGAUGGACGUGGCAACAUUCGCCAUACCUUUAAACUUGGGUACAUUUUAUGUUCUUGGAUUCUAGGAAUAGAACUCGACCUUUUCUUGUUAAGGGAACUUGCCAUUGUCUUUUUUGUUAAUGUGUUGGAUGUUGACAGCAUUGUUACCAACUGCAUGAGAAUGAACAUGUCUUGUUUGAUGUGCACUA
This is a messenger RNA of Glycine soja, 1311 nucleotides long. RefSeq names its product eukaryotic translation initiation factor 3 subunit J-like. Gene Ontology annotation, molecular function: translation initiation factor activity. The transcript is spliced from 7 exons. Gene Ontology annotation, cellular component: cytoplasm; eukaryotic translation initiation factor 3 complex. Lineage: Eukaryota; Viridiplantae; Streptophyta; Magnoliopsida; Fabales; Fabaceae. The coding region runs from base 209 to 898 and encodes 229 amino acids. The record is from RefSeq and is a predicted model, not a curated record.